This is a messenger RNA of Dermacentor silvarum, 1641 nucleotides long. RefSeq lists its product as uncharacterized. The coding region runs from base 403 to 1095 and encodes 230 amino acids. The record is from RefSeq and is a predicted model, not a curated record. The transcript is spliced from 2 exons. Lineage: Eukaryota; Metazoa; Arthropoda; Arachnida; Ixodida; Ixodidae.
AACUCUUACGUCGAGAGAAAACAUUAUUCUAGGUUGAAAAGAAAAGAAAGAAAACAAGGACCAGUGAAGAGCGGACUGCCCUCCGUCAUCAUUUCGCUCGUCCUUGUUAUUAUUUUUUUUUAUCCCGCUAGAAAGAUUUGUAAUCUCAACCAACGGAGACAAAAGCGCUGCUGGUGUUUCUAAAACUACUUAUUUCGAUAUCAAUAUAAUAUUCAUGCUAGACAAGAAAAAUUAUUGCGCGUACCGCGUUCCGUAAAGAAAGAUGAACAGCGCGUGCACUAAGCGCACGUGAGCUGCGUUCCACUCGGAGCGUGCCAGAAGCACAGCCUGCUCAGUUUCUGCCAGCUCAGUCCUCACAUCGGAACGCCGCUAAGACGAAUAAGAAGAAUUGCCUGAGGCUACAUGGCGAUGGCCAUUUGCGAGAGCCACAGAGAACAGCAGUGGCUUCAAUGCCAGCCGGACAGCGCGAUGAAGAGCGCCCCGUCUACGUACAUCCACGACUGCGAGGACACAGGCGUCACGAAGCGUACCGUCGUCAGCGACGACGGCUUCGAAAAGAUUCCCGUGUCGUCGCCUAGCACUUCGCUGCCUUUCUCGGACGUGGCGCCGCCUUCCAUCUGUGAUCCUGCGUUACCGCGUCCGUUGGGCCCCGGCUGCUGUUUCGUCGUCGACGAACAUGUCUACUGGACCGAGAACCACGAGAACGCCAAGCUCGAGCUGCAAGUUGCCAUCUACGAGUACGACAUUGACGAUCUCUGGAAGACCAGACACGCUCGAUUCCUGCGAUACCCGGAGCGAACCGGUAGCAACCAGGACAUCCAAGAGAAAGACACCAGCGUUACGGUUGAGCCGAACACUGGCGUUUACAACGACGACGGCGAGGCACCGCUUUGCGCGAACAACGCCGAGAGCUACGGCAACGCACUUCUGGACCCGACGGCCGCCGAGAAUGACCCGUGGGAAGCACUAGGUGACGCGCACUACGGUCCCGCGGGUCAUUACUUACGGGAUGGUGUCCGUCAGCAGUACAACUCCCAGCAUGCGUUUCCCUCACGGUGCACCGCACGGUGCGCGUCGUGGUCGCUGUGCGAUUAAUUCACCGAGGAUCCCUGGCGGCCGCAACAACUGCAGAGCCUUUGCGUGAUGCAUACACGCGCCACCUUUGACAGGCCCAAAGGAAGCCUCUUAGCCGCAAUACCGGGCAACGAAUCACGGGCGUGGUUUUUAAACCACGGCCUCGUUUACCUUGUCGAUGCCUCAGGAACGAAGUCCACAAAAUUAAUGUUGUGUAAAGUUUGUUCCAGCGUGUUACGUUUGUAAAACAUGUAUACAUAUUACGUUAAAGUAUUAUUACCCUCCGCAUGGUGGUACGGUGUCUUUUAUGUAAUGCCUUUAUGCCCUGACAAAUGUCGUGCGGGGUGGAGGGGGUUGCGGAAUUGGGAGUAUAAUAAAAGGCGCGCCGUCAGUAGUUUUUCAAGGCGUCUUCCUCCCGUAGAAAGUCGAAGAGGUAGAUCAAAAUGGUUUUCUUUCGUGUCUCAAUGAUUUCCCUUUUGAACGUUUUGCGAGAGAUAAUGUGACUGUCCACGAACUGUCAAAACUUAUUGGCCAAUGUCGAAUUGGUUUAGGCGAGUGAGAAAUAGG